CUGAUGGAAUUAUUGGAAAGUUUUUAAAGUUAUCCUUGAUUGUUUUUUAUUAUAAUAAUAGUGAUCUGAAACAUGUAUCCAACCGGACACGCUUGAUUUGGAUUCCGUCACUCGCCCAUAAAGGAGCAAGCAACAAAUUCAACGGAUCAAACACUACUCUAAAACAUAAAUCUGUAAGACUGAAUACAGAAAAAAAAUAUUCAGACAUUUCCUCACAAGACUAUCAAAGUUGCCCCGUUCUACGGUAGUCAUUUAAUGAAAAUAAACUGAAAAAUGGGCCUCUGCUUAGGAAAACCUCGCUCACCCCACUUACCUGACUCGAAAAGAAAACCCCAGCAGGAAAGUGCCACCUCGCAAAUAUUUCACGCUGCAGUUUUCCGCCGACCGUCUAGCUGGCUGGCGAAUUUUUGCGUGAUCACAAAUUCCGUUGAAGUAGUCAGACGAUGAUCGCCCUCCUGUGGGUCGUGCUUUCGAUAACGAUUGCGGUUCUAGUCCAACGGCAGUGGCAAAAGAAAGUGAAGUUCGCGGGUGCUAUUCCUCGAGCGAAACCGUAUUAUCCCGUGGUAGGAAACCUUCCGUUGGCUCUGGGGAAAACCUCCGAUGAAUUGUUUAGCUCUUUGUACGACUGCUUCCGGCAGCAUGACCGCUUGUUCACGCUGCAGUUUAGUACGAUUGUGGCGGUAUGUUUGUCCCAUCCGGAAUUGAUACAGCGCGUUUUGAACCAUCCUGAUUGCCAGGAGAAGCCUGAUGUGUAUAAAGUGGUGCGAUUACCGAAGGGACUGCUCGCUGCUAGAUACAACACAUGGAAGGUGCAUCGAAAAAUCUUGAACUCGACAUUCAACUCAAAAAUUCUUCAAAGUUUCUUGACUAUUUUCAACAAUAGCUCCAGGAGACUGAUUGAGCGAUUGGAUCACCACGCAGACAGAGGCAAAAGUUGCAACAUUCUAGAGUACAUUUCGGAGUGUACUUUGGAAAUGAUUUGCAGGACUUCGUUGGGUGGGAGAGCACUCGAGCGAGAUGGACGACAAGAUUUCAUCGAAAAUCUGGAAGUAGCCCUGACUGCGCUCGGCAAGCGAAUCCUCAGCUUUCCGCUGCAUAACGAUUUCAUCUACCAGUUCACAACGCUGUAUCGCGAUGAGAUGAAAGCCAUCAGCACGUGUCAUCAGUUUACGGAUAAGAUUAUCGCCGAAAAGCACGUCGAAUUCAAGUCCCUCUUUGAUGAGAGAGAAAAAUCGAAGGAAAGGGAAACGCUUCAGGAGAACGACGACGAGUCGGAAAGUUACAAAAGACCGCAAAUCUUCAUAGAUCAACUGAUGAAGAUGCCCUUGAUGAUGAAGGAUGCUUAUAGCUUCAGUGACCAAGAUAUUUCCGAUCACGUUUACACAAUGAUUGUGGCGGGAAAUGAAACAUCAGCUACCCAAUUGGCGCACACCUGUCUGCUUCUAGCCAUGAAUCCUGAAGUUCAAGAGAAAGCUUAUCAAGAAGUUAAAGAGGUUGUGGUAUCGUCGGAUGUGUUCAUUGACAUGGAUACGCUGAAACAGCUGGUUUACGUAGAAGCGGUGCUGAAGGAAGCGAUGAGACUGAUUCCGGUAGCUCCACUGAUUGCUAGGGAGAACAUUCGCGAUAUUGAGCUGGACGGGCAUCUAAUUCCGAAGGGAACUGUCCUGCUUAUGAACAUGUAUGCGCUGCAUCGUCGAAAUGACGUCUGGGGAUCUGACUUUGAACGGUUUUAUCCGGAGCGUUUUCUCGGAGAAACGGCGAAACGUAGACAUCCGUAUGCGCAUCUUCCCUUCAGUGGAGGACCACGGGGUUGCAUCGGUUAUCGGUACGCUAUGAUGAGCUUGAAAAUUUUGCUCGCUUUGAUUUUGAAGAAUUUUGAACUCAGCACCGACUUGAAGUACAACGAUAUUAAAUAUCAUUAUCAGAUUUCUCUGAAUUUAGCGAUUCCACAUGCCGUCAGUUUAAAACGUAGGUUGUAGAAUAAAAAAAUAAAGAUAUAGUAGUUGAAUUACCUUAUUUUUACUUAAUAUAUUUACAAAUCGACUACAGUUGUUCC
This is a messenger RNA of Aedes aegypti (yellow fever mosquito), 2056 nucleotides long. RefSeq names its product cytochrome P450 4c21. The record is from RefSeq and is a predicted model, not a curated record. Gene Ontology annotation, molecular function: iron ion binding; monooxygenase activity; oxidoreductase activity, acting on paired donors, with incorporation or reduction of molecular oxygen. Lineage: Eukaryota; Metazoa; Arthropoda; Insecta; Diptera; Culicidae. The transcript has 5 exons. The coding region runs from base 444 to 1979 and encodes 511 amino acids.